AUGGCUUAGCUUUGCAUUUUUUGCAAAUUUUUAUUGAAGUUUUAAAUACAUUUAAGAAAAUUUCACACUAAUAAAUUAGUCUUUUUUUAGAUUUAUUCUUAAAAUAAAUUAAUGAUAAGGCUUCAAAAAACUUAAGGGCGAAAAUUAGAGAAAAUAUAGUAGAAAAAAUUAUUGAACUUAAAAAAGUUUCUGAGUUUAAAAAUUUUUGCCUAUAUAAUUUUAGGGAAAAAUUAUUUAAUAUUGCCAAAAAACAAAAAACCGAAGAUGCUACAAGAAAAGAAAUGUACGGAUAUGUUGAUUUGA
Ichthyophthirius multifiliis is the source of this 303-nucleotide messenger RNA. RefSeq lists its product as hypothetical. The record is from RefSeq and is a predicted model, not a curated record. NCBI's taxonomy places the organism in Eukaryota, Ciliophora, Oligohymenophorea, Hymenostomatida. The transcript has a single exon.